CGUCACUGAGGUCAAACGGGAGGAAAGAUGGCGAGCACCUAUGAGAGUUUCAACUUGCGCACCACACCAGAGAAGUUUUAUAUCGAGGCCAAUGAUGAUGGCUGUGUGGACGUCCUGGCUAUUGACAGAGUAUCCACAGAGAUGACCCUCACAGUGAGGAGGGACGUCCCUGCAUCUGCUGAAGCCAGGCAAAUAUGUGGACUUAUGGGGACGAUGCGUUUGGUAGCAGGUAUGUACCUCAUUGUCAUCACAAAGAAGAAGAAGGUGGGAGAUCUGCUGGGUCACCCUGUGUGGAAGGCUCUGGAGUUUGACAUCAUCUCAUAUAAGAAGACAAUCCUGCACUUGACAGACAACCAGAUGCAAGACAACAAGUCCUUCCUGUCCAUGAUCAACAACGUGCUUCACACAGAUGGUUUCUACUUUGCCACAGACUACGACCUAACCCACUCUCUGCAGCGCUUGGCCAACACCAGCCCUGAGUUUCAGGAGAUGAGCCUCCUGGAGAGGGCAGAUCAGCGUUUUGUGUGGAAUGGACACCUGUUGAGGGAAUUCAUUGCACAACCAGAGUUACACAAGUUUGUGUUUCCUGUGGUUCAUGGCUUUAUCAUCAUGAAGUCGAGCUGCAUCAAUGGGAAGGUUUUUGAAUGGAGUAUCAUCUCCAGGAGGAGCUGCUUCAGAGCUGGUGUCCGAUACUACGUCCGAGGCAUUGAUUCAGAAGGUCAUGCGGCUAACUAUGUGGAAACGGAGCAGAUCGUGCAGUACAACAGUGCCAAGGCUUCAUUGGUUCAGACAAGAGGCUCCAUUCCCUUCUACUGGUCCCAAAGGCCCAAUCUCAAGUACAAGCCAAAACCUCAGAUCAGCAAAACAAUUAACCAUAUGGACGGAUUCCAGAGACACUUUGACUCACAAGUUAUUCUCUAUGGAAAACAAGUAAUUUUGAACUUGAUCAACCAAAAGGGCUCGGAGAAACCACUGGAGUUGGCGUUUGAAAAGAUGGUGACGAGCUUGAAUAACGGCAUGAUCAAGUACAUAGCCUUCGACUUCCAUAAAGAGUGCAGUCGGAUGAGGUGGCACCGCCUGCAGAUCUUGUUGGAUGCCGUCAGUGAAAUGCAGAAUGAAUUUGGGUAUUUCCUGGUGGACGCAGAUGGGAAGGUGCUGUCGACCCAGGAGGGGACGUUUCGGAGUAACUGCAUGGACUGCCUUGACCGAACCAAUGUCAUUCAGAGCCUUCUGGCCCGCCGCUCACUGCAGUCACAGCUGCGGAAAAUGGGAGUCCUCCAUGCUGGCCAGCAGAUCGAAGACCAAGCAGACUUUGAAAAGAUGUAUAAGAAUGCCUGGGCUGACAACGCUGACGCCUGUGCCAAACAGUAUGCUGGUACCGGAGCUCUGAAAACCGACUUCACCAGGACAGGGAACAGGACGAAGUGGGGCCUGCUGAUGGACGGAUGGAACUCCAUGAUCCGAUACUACAAGAACAACUUCUCCGAUGGUUUCAGACAGGACUCCAUUGACCUGUUCCUUGGAAACUACGCCGUGGAAGAAGCUGAUUGGACCACGCCCCUGCGGGACCCCAAAGACUGGAAGUUCCUGACAUUGCCUAUCAUCAUGGUGGUAGCAUUCUCCAUGUGUAUCAUUUGUCUGCUGAUGGCUGGUGACACAUGGACCGAGACUCUGGCCUAUGUUCUGUUCUGGGGGAUGGCCAGUGUAGUAACGGGCGGCGUCAUCCUCUUUAACGGACGGGACUUCGUUGACGCCCCUAAGCUGGUCCAGAAGGAGAAGCUGGACUGAAUGUGUGUGUGUGGAAAGCAGCUUGGCCCCAGCGAGCUCACCACCUCAUCCUCUGCGUAUUCAUCACUUUACCCCCACCACCAUCAACAUCAGCAGGCCUGGAGCCUUUACUAACAGAGAGGGUGGAGGUGAAGAGGAGGAAGGUGGAGGGCAGCAGGGCCGGGCCUCGUGCACGAUAAACGGCGGAUGAUGUACAGAGACUGGGAGUGCACGGGCCUGCUGCUGUCCACACAGCAGCGAUUACACGGACAGGACUGUCUGUCCACUAGUUUUACUGUACACUGAACCUUUGCGUUUGUCUUUAGUGGAAUGCUGUGGCGAAGGAUACGUCACUACUUUGUCCCACUGCAUUCUGCUAACAGGAUACGUUUGGAUGAGACUCAGCUGCUGUGAUAUCACAGCACAACUGCUCAUGAAUUCUGUAUUUGCCUUUUGUCUUUAAAUCUGCUUAUGCCAAUGUAUUUAUCUAUGUAGAGCAGCUGUGUCCCAUCGUGGACACCGCCUGCUUUAAAGACCACCUUUCAUCCUUGUGUCCAUCUCAAAGGCUAGAGGGAAUGCGGCCUUUGACAGAACAGUAUUGUUAAACCGCCUAUUCAUUUGUUUUGAAACUGUGCAUCUGUGUGCACAUUAUUGCUACCUUUAUGUCAUGCAUUCCUGGGCAUGAUUCAUGAUUGUGCACGUCCUCAAAAUGCAGUUCAGAAACUACCUGAUGGGGCAUUAUCAGGCACUAGAGGCCAGCAGCAGCCUGGGAUCUUCAGCAUUUUAAAAAAUCUUUUGCAAAAAUUAACAUUGAUGUAGGGCUGGGCGAUCGCCAUAGGAAUCAUAUCUUAAUAUAUUUAGGAUAAAUGAAAAUUGACAAUAUAUAUCUUGUGAUAUUCUUCUGAAGUAGGUAAAAUUUCAGUUGUAAUCCAAACCUAUACAAGAUGUGACAGACAUAGAAUCAAUAUAAAGGUUGAAGCACAUGAAAAAUGAAUAUAAAGCUUCUGAUAAAGACUGAAAGUACUGAGCUGUGUUUGUGAUGACAAGGGGCGUUGAACUACAGAACACGGCAGGACCUACAACCAUUGCAUUUAAGUUUUCUAUGUCUAUUCACUCCAUCUUUCAUCAUCGUCAUCCGUGUUUCUGUAUUUUCUGCACUGAAAACGUUGCCAUGGAGAUGAUCUGAGCUUCUGUACAGCUGUCAUGACCUCAAACCGUUGGAAAAAAAAACCAUUAGACAAACUUCUGCAGGUUCUAUCAGACUAAGUGUUAGCUAACUGUCAGUGCGGACAGACUCUAAAGUAGUGUUAUCAAGGUGUAAAGCCCAGCAGCAUUUAUAUUGGAAACAAUCCAUGAUGCAAUGCUCAGCCCAUUUUAAAUGAAUGUGUGAAAAGUGAAACAUGAUGCCAGCAGCUUUAAAAAAAAAA
Sphaeramia orbicularis (orbiculate cardinalfish) is the source of this 3194-nucleotide messenger RNA. RefSeq names its product SAC1 like phosphatidylinositide phosphatase b (gene sacm1lb). Gene Ontology annotation, cellular component: endoplasmic reticulum. Bases 28 to 1788 code for a protein of 586 amino acids. Gene Ontology annotation, molecular function: phosphatidylinositol-4-phosphate phosphatase activity. Lineage: Eukaryota; Metazoa; Chordata; Actinopteri; Kurtiformes; Apogonidae. Gene Ontology annotation, biological process: phosphatidylinositol dephosphorylation. The transcript is spliced from 20 exons. The record is from RefSeq and is a predicted model, not a curated record.